Xyrauchen texanus (razorback sucker) is the source of this 3250-nucleotide messenger RNA. RefSeq names its product ectodysplasin A2 receptor (gene eda2r). Gene Ontology annotation, cellular component: plasma membrane. Gene Ontology annotation, molecular function: signaling receptor activity; protein binding. The transcript has 8 exons. Lineage: Eukaryota; Metazoa; Chordata; Actinopteri; Cypriniformes; Catostomidae. The coding region runs from base 389 to 1486 and encodes 365 amino acids. Gene Ontology annotation, biological process: positive regulation of canonical NF-kappaB signal transduction; positive regulation of JNK cascade. The record is from RefSeq and is a predicted model, not a curated record.
CCCAGCUAGAAUAUGCUACGUUAAUGGUAAAAUAAAAAUAUGCAGGGCUUUGGUGUCACACAUUACCUCACCUGCGAUAUUAAUUGCGAUUCAGAGAGAAAUAUUUUAGACUUAAAAUGUCAUAUAGUUCCAUUAAAGAGCAAUGAAACCGUAUAGAGUUUCUGAUGUGGCUGCUGAUGAACCCGCUCCAGAGGACAGCAUCAGGGGAAACAUGUCAGGACAUGUCUGUAUGUCUGUCCCCAAAAUCAGCGCAUAGUGCAAACGUGCCAGUGGCCUGAGAACUACUUGAUUCACAAGAAGGACUGGACUGAAUCUACUCCAAACACACAGGAUACUGCUUUAGACAAACAAAUGAUUGCCGAGAGUUCGCCUUGCUACAAUAUAUAGCAUGGAUUGCUCAGGAGACGAGUUUUAUCACAGCGGACUAUGUCACAAGUGUCCACAGUGUCCACCCGGUCAAGAGCUUAAAGAGGACUGUGGUUAUGGUGUAGGUGUGUCUGCAGUCUGCGGUGUGUGUGAAGUUCGCUGGUUCAAGGAAAACCGAGGUUCUCACCCUUGUGCAAUGUGCCAGAACUGCCGUUGGCUCAACAGAUUCCAAGUCAAACGCUGCACACACACCGACAAUGCAGUGUGUGGAAACUGCCUCCCUAGCUUUUACAGCAAAAUGCGAUUGGAUGGAUUAGAAGAUUUGGAAUGCCUUCCAUGUGGCCCCACCCCCUUCAGAAAUGUACAAUGUAGCAGAAGUGAAGUGUCUGGUGUGGCUAAAGUCCAGACCUCAGCAGCGCCUAUCCAAAAUGCUAAUGCUUUAGUGACUGCUUGUGCGGCAACCGCUGUCUUAACAACCUUCCUGUUUGUCAUUGUGUGUGUCUUUUACCAGACACACUCCCCACUCAGGAAAACAUGCAAACGGUUUCUAUUACCGGUCAGUAACAGUCACCAUGACAUUGAUGCAGCCUCCAUUCCCAUGACAACAGUACACACUGUGAUGCAAUACACUGAUGUGAACAAAUCAGGUUCUUGUCUGCCUUUGGAAGAUCCCUGCACACUGGAUGACAUAACAGAAACGAUGACCUGUGAUUCUUGCAUGCAUGAGUGUGAGGCUCUUCCUCUGGUGCGGUGCUCAGUCUGCACUGUUCUUGCAACUGGAGUCAUCUCGCAGGCAACAGAAACAUCCGAUCCUUCUUCAUCAGAUGCCGACCUCUCCUGCCAGCAUGUAAUUCUCACUUUGGUGGGAGGAGUGUCUACAGUGGGGUCCUGCUGUGCCGUGGAGCAGCAGACAGGCUGGGGGCUGCAUGCUCCAGUAGAGUGCACCGAACUGGACCUUCAACACCUCUCAACAAAUAACCCACCAUGUCUGGGCUUAGACUCCACUCUGCACUCAGGAGUCAAUAUAAGCUUACUUCCAGUAUUCUUGGUUAAUGCCCUGGAAAAGGACUUCUUUUCUUCCUGGAGUUUAAAACAACCAGCAACAGGCAGUGUACCUUAAUAAUCCAGGACUUUUUCUGCAUGGUUGCAUGGCUUUGAACAUGUUUACUGCUUUCCAUCUUCCUACAUGUUGUCAAGUGGACCACACCAGACCUACUAUAAAAGCCUCCAUCAACUCUAAAGACUGGACUUGAUUUUGCUAAUCACUGGAUUUGUGGCUCACACUGCUUCAUAUUACUGUUUGCUCUGCUGUCUCAGCAAACACCUCUCAGUAUCCUAGCAGUACCCGAGUUAGUGUUUUCUCUGACUUUGUUAGCCAGUUUUAGAAUGGUGGGUAGUAGAACGCUGCCAAAACCAACCCAGUCUUCUUAAGACAAUUUCAUGUUGCAUUAUAACAUGAUGAUUAAUUAGUAAAUUAAUUAACUGUACAUUAUACAAUGGUUAGAACUGAAUCACUGCUGUGCUGAUAUUCAGUACAACAGCACUCUUGUCAAUAUGAUAUUACUUAAUUAGAAAACCUUCUUGGGUGUAGUGACAUGAACACAGAAUGUCAGCCUUUUGAUAAAAAUUAUGCUGGGGCAUGGAAUUGUGAUGAAUGAAAUGCAAAUGAAAGCAAAAUUUACUUAAAAAAACAAAAAGUCUGAUCAAGUCACAACCUGCAAAAUUGUGAUAUUGCUUUCAUCUUCCUUGUGCCUGUUUCCUAUAUUUGUAAGCAAGCCUCAAACAUAUCACCCUGAAACACUAGUGUUAAAUUUAAAGAAUCAUGUAAUAUUUUGUAAGGAUCAGAUGAAGUUAAAUACUGUGUCUGAUGAGCACAUCAUAGCAUCUCCAAACUACUAACUUCAGCAAACGUAUGCUUAACCUUAUGACAGUUUGCGCUGUUUUUGAACAAAUCCUAAUCAGAUUUUCCAACUCUGUUUUUAGCUUUUAAUUUAGUAGUAGUGCAAAAGUCCAGCUAAAUACUUUUGGGAAUGUGAUGCAGGAUCUGUGCAUGCCGUCCAAUUUUAUAAACACAGAAGAUUUAUUUGAGGUCUCUGAGAUUUAAUUUUUUUACAGGCUUCGAGUUUAAUAAAAGUUACGCAAUCCAGUUGAUAUGCAAAGAUGACGCACAAAGACAUGAACAUACAGUAAAUUAACUGAACAAGACAUUAUGUUUUUGAUAUUCUUAACAACAUAAUUUAAUCUUAUAAAACCAGUAAAAUUAAAGCAUGUGCAAACACAAACUUGUCUUAAAACACAAUCUUCUUCAAAGUAGUUUGCAGUUAACAGCCUGAGGCUGCUGUUAACACUUGAAGAUCUAUUGUUGAUACAGUAGUAAUUAAGAUAUCAAGUAAAACUGUGUGGGCUGAAGUCAGCACUCCUUUACACACAUCCCUGCUAAAAGUAAAGAAGAGGAAAAAAACUGCUAAAACCAUCCUAAGAUGUAAGGAGACCAGCUUAUCUCCCAACAUGACCCAAAACCCCUCUAAAACCAGCCAACUCACCAGGCUGGGAGACCUGAUAAAACCAGCCUAUCAGUUUAUUUAUUUAUUUUUAACAGCAAGGUGUGUAGUUGGUGGACAGAUGCAAGUGGGUUAACACAGAUGGCACAAAAAUCUGUAUGCAGUAUUUAUCUGCUCUGUUGCUGUGGUCCAAAUAGUUUUUUGAACCCAAUGCAGGGCCUUCCGCGUGGCAGCAUCAACCAUCAUUAGAAGGAGUUUUGUUAAUUACAAAAUGAGCUUACACCAGCUCACUCUAAAGAGCCAUCCAAAAAAGACUAUUAAAAAGGGCAUUAACAGGAUAUUUUCCAGAAGUAAUUCUGUGAAACAAUCUCAUUAUUCACUUC